This is a messenger RNA of Neoarius graeffei (lesser salmon catfish), 4828 nucleotides long. It is a transcript of the gene sec63, whose product is annotated as SEC63 homolog, protein translocation regulator. Gene Ontology annotation, molecular function: transmembrane protein transporter activity; RNA binding. The record is from RefSeq and is a predicted model, not a curated record. Gene Ontology annotation, cellular component: Sec62/Sec63 complex. NCBI's taxonomy places the organism in Eukaryota, Metazoa, Chordata, Actinopteri, Siluriformes, Ariidae. Gene Ontology annotation, biological process: SRP-dependent cotranslational protein targeting to membrane; post-translational protein targeting to endoplasmic reticulum membrane. The coding region runs from base 115 to 2382 and encodes 755 amino acids. The transcript is spliced from 20 exons.
CGCGGUCCUGAUUGCUAGCCUGAACUGUGGGCUGAGGGACGGAUAAGCAACAGCAGCAACGGCGGAGAAGUAGUAGCAGCAGGCAAGGGAGGGGUUUUUCUCGCCUGCUCCGAUAUGGCCGGACAGCAGUUCCAGUACGACGAUAGCGGCAAUACGUUUUUCUACUUUCUUACGUCUUUUGUUGGUUUAAUUGUCAUCCCUGCCACCUAUUACCUCUGGCCGCGGGAUCAGAAUGCAGAACAAUUGCGGUUGAAGAGCUUGAGAAGAGUUCAUGGAAGAUGUCUGUGGUAUCGCCUCAGGCUUAUGAAAUCACAGCAGAGCAUUGUCCCAACACUAAAAAAAGCAGCCCUGCUGUUUGGUUGGGCGGUAUUUAUCUUCCUGGCUUAUAAGGUGUCUAAAUUAGAUCGCGAGUACCAGGAAUAUAACCCCUAUGAGGUCCUAAAUCUAGAUCCGAGUGCUUCUAUGUCCGAAAUCAAGAAGCAGUACAGGGUGCUGUCGCUAAAAUACCACCCUGACAAAGGAGGAGAUGAGGCCAUGUUCAUGAAGAUUGCUAAAGCUUAUUCAGCUUUAACCAAUGAAGAAUCGAGGAGAAACUGGCAGCUCUACGGCAACCCAGACGGCCCUAGAGUCGCAAAUUUUGGAAUUGCUCUUCCUGCAUGGAUUGUUGAUCAGAAGAACUCCAUGCUGGUGUUGCUGGUGUAUGGUUUAGCCUUUAUGGUCAUUCUUCCAGUGGUUGUGGGUACAUGGUGGUACCGUUCCAUUCGCUACAGCGGUGAUCAGAUCCUUAUUAACACAACCCAGCUCUUCAUGCACUUUAUGUAUAAAACGCCCACUAUGAACAUGAAACGGUUAGUGAUGGUGCUGACGGCAGCCUUCGAAUUUGACCCACGUAGCAAUAAAGAAGCUAUUAUAAGACCAACGGACAACAUUGAAGUUCCGCAGCUGAUUCGGGAGCUGGGGAACAUCAACGUGAAGAAGAAAGAGCCUCCAUUUUGUUACCCCUACAGUCUGAAAGCUCGUGUGCUUGUCCUCACACACCUUGCCCGGAUGGAGGUGUCCGAGAAUAUCGAAGAAGACCAGCGGUUUGUGGUGAAAAAGUGCCCGGCUUUGCUCCAGGAGAUGAUCAACGUUGGCUGCCAGCUUACAAUGAUGGCUACCAGCAGAGGAGGAUUCCGCGCUCCCAGACUCUCCUCGAUUGAGAACUGUAUGAAGUUGACUCAGAUGGUGGUGCAGGGGCUACAGGAGGCCAAGUCACCUUUACUGCAGCUGCCCCACUUCGAGGAAGAGCACCUCAGAUACUGCAUGUCCAAAAAGUAUAAGGUACGGAGCCUUCAGGACCUGGUGAGUCUGAAGGACACCGACAGGAGGAACAUGCUGAGGUUUCUAGGAGAGGAGAAAUAUGACGAGGUUAUAGCAGUCCUCGGAAGUUUCCCUCACAUUACCAUGGAAACCAAACUUCAGGUGCUGGAUGAUGAAGACAGCAAUAACAUCACAGCAGGAUCCAUCGUCACGGUUACGGUCACCUUGACGCGGAAGAGGAUGUCUGAUGUUUUUGAGAAGGAGCAGGAGAGUCCAGCACCGACGGAGGAGGCAAACACGGAGGAGGCACAAGGUGAUGGCGCGAAGAACAAAAUGAAAGUCUGGCAGAACAAGAGUAAAGGUGCUAAGAAGGCAGCCAAGUCCAAAAAGAAGAAACUGACGAAGAAAAAGCCGGUGUCUCAGCAGCAGGUCAAAGGAGACAAGGCCAAACAGGCCAAUGGCAACGUGGCAGGAAGCGAAAUGGUUGCAGCAGCCAAAGAGGAGGAAGAAGAGCUCUCCGACAAGGGCAGCGACUCGGACGAGGCGGAGGGAAACAAGGACUCUCCCAGCGAGAGAGAUGACGAGAGCGACAAACAGAGCGACACCGAGGCAGACGAGGUCACCGGAGACGACGAGGAGGAGUGGGAGGCCUUGCAACAGAGCAUCCAGCGGCGAGAGCGAGCCUUGCUGGAGACCAAGUCCAAGAUCACGCAUGCUGUGUAUAGUUUGUACUUCCCAGAGGAGAAGCAGGAGUGGUGGUGGCUCUACAUCGCUGACCGCAAGGAUCAGACGCUGGUGUCCAUGCCCUACCACGUCUGUACUCUGAAAGACACGGAGGAGGUUGAGCUGAAAUUCCCUGCUCCGUCCAAAACGGGGAACUAUCAGUAUUCAGUGAUUCUGAGGUCAGACUCGUAUAUGGGACUGGAUCAGAUUAAGCCGCUGAAGUUGGAGGUGCAUGAAGCGAAGGCCAUGUUGGACAACCAUCCACAGUGGGACAUCCCAGAGACCGAGGAAGAGGAGGAGGACCAGGAGGACAGCGACGGAAUCGAGGAGUCGGAAGAUGAUGAUGAAGACAAUGACUAAGCCAGCCAACUCUAUAUGAACUGACUCACGCCCAUGUGCCCUGUCAUGUUCUCUCUCUCUCUCUCUCUCUCUCUCUCACGCCCCCACCCCACACACACACAAUUUUGCCGCUCAGAAGCACGGUCAUACACAAUGUAAACACGAUAUUUUAAGAAGUAUGUGAUGGCCCUCCAGGGGAGGAAAAAAAAUUCCUCCUCUGUUUACUUUGAAAUCCAAAAUGGCUGCCGGGUCUCUUUCUUAAAAGUCCACAAUGAGGCGUUUUACCAACUGUCGUUUAUGAGAAAUAAACAGACUCCUUCUAUGAAAAGACACUUCAUGAUCAUUUCUCUCCUCUCCUCUCCUCCUCCCCCCCAAAAAAAGUAUAUUUUUUUUCUUUUCCCCCCUCCUUUACACAUUGAAGAUUUUCUUUUUUCAGGUUUGUAGUAGAAUAGAUGACAUAAUAGAUCAGGACGUGGGGAGUGUGAGCUGGACAGGCUAAUGGGUGCACGCGGUGUUGAGUGGCAAUGCUGAAUAGGGAACUGGAGGCGUAAAUAUUAAUCAUCUCAUUUUCAUUCUAGUUCAAGGUCUGGAAGCUCUGCGUCAGCUCUGCCCGUGACACUCAUCAUCUCAUCAUGACAAUUUCAGACAUUCCACAGCCAGGUUUUUAGUGCGCGCUAACCUUCGUAAUGGACCACCUGUAUGCUUUAGUGUGUCUCGGUCCUAAUGCAGACCUGUGUGAAUGCACAGGUAGAUUUAGCUGCUGUUUUUAUUAGUCAUAUCCUUUCUUCUAAGGCUAAAGAUCACUGCAACAUCCAAACUCGACAAAGCCCCCAGACUUGCUAACAGCACACUAACUCCAUGGCACUGUGUGUCUCUAGGAUUUUGUUGAAUUGGACAGUGAGACUUUAAUGGUAGAGAGAGUUCAGGACGGGAAGAAACUGUGUAUUGGCAUCACAAUAAGAACACCUUUUGAUUCCGUUCAUUUGGAUUAAAAGCGUUAUCUUAGUAUUUUCCUAUUUAGAUCACGUUCGACUUAUAAGAUAUGCCUUAUUCUUACGGGAAAGUUUAGAGAGCAUUUUAAAUACCUUCAAGUUUUAGGACGUUUUGAUUUGUGUUUCCUGCUGGCAAAUCUUUAUUUUUGCAUUUUUAUUUCGACACCUUUACGCCAAUAAUCAAAUCCAGUUAUCUGUAUAAUAACCUUAUUCAAAAUAAUUAAAAAGGCGACGUACACAGUGGGUUAUUUAUAUGAUGUGAAAUUGUAUUUCCUUCAUUUCAAAUGGGUUGAAGUCACAGGGCUGUGAAUUGCUAAGUUUCCCCCUCUUAGGGUUUUGCUAGUAUUUAGAGAAGAUAGUUUGUCUAUUUUUGUAUCUAUUCAUUUUUGUGAUCAUGUGGAUCGGUUUCCUCAGUGUGUUUGGACACUUUUUCCGGGGGGGUGUUAUUGACUAGGCGGCGGCGACGUACUGUCUUGUGGUUUCAAACAGUCGAUUGUGUGGUCUGUUUUAUGUCAGCAGGACGAGCGGAGAGGGAGAACUAUAGCUUUAUUCUCCUUCCAGAAGAGCUCUUUGUUUAGGGUAUGAUGUGUCUAUAGUAGUGAUGUGAAGGUUACUAAUGGGCUGGAUGCCCCAGUCUGCCGUCAGGACCCUGCUAUAAUAAUAAUAAAAGCAGCGGAUGGAUUUAGCCUUCCUGUGGACGUGGUUAUUUUUAUUUCUAUCUAAAAGUAUUUUUCAGUAGGGAUUUUUCCCCCCCCCAAUAUUAUUCCGUUUUUGAUGGCUGCAUGAAGGUGUCUGGCUGUGCUUGAACAUGUAAUUAUGGCCCGUGAGAUCUGUUCAUCGGUGCUCUCAGAAAGCUGUUCUGCAGGCAAGCAUGAAUUGUGGCUAUGUAGCCUAUAAAAUCUCAAUUCAUUUCCCCUUCCUAUUUACUACUUUUAUUAUUAUUAUUUUUUUUUUUUAACACUGAUGAUGCAGGACUUUGGUGGACCCCAGUGGCAAUGGAAGUUUGCUAAUUUUUGCUAGCCAAUGUUAUACUUUUAUUACUUCCCUCUUUUGAAUUAACAUUAGCCUAAACAAAAUGCUAUUUGUGUCUUUUUAAAGAAAGCAUUGUAUCUUGGUUUCAUAUUCAUACACAUGCUUAUGAUGUACCAAAAGAUUAUUUUUUUUUCUAGUUGGGUAGGUGGUUUAGUAUUUCCUGAUCCACACAAAUGUAGUCCUUUAGAGCGAUGUGUACGAGAAGCUGUGACAUGGAAAAUAUGGUGAAAAUCAGCCUUUGUGUACACACACAUUUGUUUAUAGGCCAAUAAAGGCUUGACCCGUAUAGCCCAGCAAAAACAAGCCGCAAAAGAGGUGUAGUGCCCAGAAAAACCAGUAUGUCUGCCACUUUUGUUUACAAGAAUACUCAUUGUAAAAAUGGAAAAUAUAUAUAUAUAUUAUUUGUAUUUAAGUCAUUUCAAAUAAAAUAAUUUUUAAAGUUA